Messenger RNA from Mycosarcoma maydis (corn smut), 792 nucleotides. RefSeq lists its product as uncharacterized. The transcript has a single exon. Lineage: Eukaryota; Fungi; Basidiomycota; Ustilaginomycetes; Ustilaginales. Bases 1 to 792 code for a protein of 263 amino acids. The record is from RefSeq and is a predicted model, not a curated record. Gene Ontology annotation, biological process: poly(A)+ mRNA export from nucleus. Gene Ontology annotation, cellular component: nucleus.
AUGGAGACCAAACUUCAAGCGCUGAGAGUGACCGACCUGAAGGCGUUGCUCACCUCGGCUGGCUUGUUGGUCUCGGGUAACAAGCCGGAUUUGAUCCAGAGGUUGUUGGAGAACCCAAGUGCUACAGCUUCACUUGGUGGAGCAGAGCAAGAGACAGAGGCAGCAGCAACAGCGGCAGCAGCAGAAGCGGUUCCGACACCCGCUGCGACUUCGGUACAAGCACUAGCCCCGGCAGCGGUAGCGGUAGAAGCGUUGCCGGCAGCAUCCGCGUCUGCACCCGCGCCCGCGCCCGUGGCCGCAUUUGUCGCACCUGUCGCAUCCGUUCCUGCACAAGUCAACAACGGAUCACCAGUAGAAGCGCCUCCACAGCCCGAGGCGGAAGCGCACCGUCAAGCGCUUAUCGUCGAACUGGAGAAACGCAAGCAGCGAGCGGCCAAGUUCGGCCAACCUCUCGGCGAGGCGGAACGCAAACUGGAACGCGCCAUCAAGUUCGGCCUGGACGCCGAAGACCAAGCCAACGUGGCCAAGCUCAUGCAACCGCUCGGAUCCAGACCGGCAAAACCCGCCAAGCCGACCAAGCAGAGUUCAGACAAGACAACACCAGUGCAUACCGAACAAGAGAACAAGGCUCGAUUCGCGCAAUUGCAAGUGGACAAGGAGAAGGCGAAAAAGCGCGCUGAGAGAUUCGGCUUGGUCAACGAGGCGCGCGAGCUUGAUGAGGAAAAGAAACGCAAGCGCAACGCGCGCGACGACGGCGCGUUGACGGAUGCAGACAAGAAGAUCAAGGCUUGA